Molecule: messenger RNA, 372 nt
Organism: Acaulospora colombiana
Lineage: Eukaryota; Fungi; Glomeromycota; Glomeromycetes; Diversisporales; Acaulosporaceae
Source: the annotation of a GenBank genome assembly
CUACAGCGUCGCUUCAUGUCUGUAUUUUCUACCAAAAGACUCGAAAAUAAAACCGUCCUCGUGACCGGAGCUAGUGCCGGUAUAGGCGAGGCUACGGCUAUCUUAUUUGCAAAGGCUGGAGCGAACGUCAUUAUUGCUGCUCGUCGUCAAGAGGCUCUCUCUAAUGUGCUUCAAUCACUCAAAGAGGCACACAGUCAAGCUGGCAUACAAUGUGGAGGGAAAUUUGCUGCCGUGAAACUGGACGUAUCCAACCGACAGGAAGUUAGCAAUCUGUGGGCACAAGUACCCCAGGAUCUGCGUGAAGUCGACAUUCUAGGUAUGCCAGAAUCAGUUUAUAACAAUGGAACUUUACUCAAGGAGACAAGUGAAUAA